AUGGAAUCCACUGAAAAAGACGUCAAAGCGAGAAUUGCACUUGCAUGGGUCGCAUUUAGGAAGCUCCAGUCAAUACUGAGAUCACCCAAACCAACAGUGAAAUUCAAGAUUCGACUUUUCAAUGCCGCAACACGACCGAUGAUGAUGAUGAUGACAUGUGCACAAGAUACUAAUAAAUUUAUUGUUGAUACAAUUAUUGGAAGAAUGCAAAAACGUGCACGUGAAGAAACAGCUACAAUUCCUAAAAUUUAUUCUCAAGAGAUUGUGAAAGCAAAAGUCGAAAAUCCUGGCCUUCCAACUGGUAGUCUAUUUCCAACACUUUCCAACAUUGAUGCAUCGCUCUAUCGUCGUCGUGCAAUUAAUUAUCCUAAAUUACCAACAACAAUAAACGAAAUUAGUUUA
Molecule: messenger RNA, 402 nt
Organism: Didymodactylos carnosus
Lineage: Eukaryota; Metazoa; Rotifera; Eurotatoria; Philodinida; Philodinidae
Source: the annotation of a GenBank genome assembly